This is a messenger RNA of Chaetura pelagica (chimney swift), 351 nucleotides long. It is a transcript of the gene SARNP, whose product is annotated as SAP domain containing ribonucleoprotein. Gene Ontology annotation, cellular component: nucleus. The transcript has 6 exons. The record is from RefSeq and is a predicted model, not a curated record. The annotation marks the transcript as partial. NCBI's taxonomy places the organism in Eukaryota, Metazoa, Chordata, Aves, Apodiformes, Apodidae. Gene Ontology annotation, biological process: poly(A)+ mRNA export from nucleus.
CCCCUUCCCUCCCUCCCGCAGCGGAUGCAGAAACGCGCCGAGCGCUUCAACGUCCCCGUCAGCCUGGAGAGCAAGAAGGCAGCCCGGGCAGCCCGGUUUGGCCUGGCCACAGUUCCACCCAAAGGCCUGGCUGCAGACACCAAACCCACGGUGAACAUGGAUAAAUUGAAGGAAAGGGCUCAGAGGUUUGGGCUGAACGUCUCCUCGCUCUCCAAGAAGAGUGAGGAAGAUGAGAAGCUGAAGAAGAGGAAGGAGCGAUUCGGGAUCGUGACGAGCUCGGCCGGGGCUGGAGCCACAGAGGACACAGAGGCAAAGAAGAGGAAACGAGCAGAACGUUUCGGGAUCGUCUGA